UUUCCCUUUCUUUUAACAUUUAUAUAUUUUGGACCGAAAAUGAAGUUCUCAUCUGUCCAUAAAUUGUCGAUUUGUGUACUGCUUUUUUGUAUUCUUGUAGUACAUGCUCAGUCCAAUGAUACUGUUAAACCUACAGAAAUCGAACCAACCACUACCGCUAUUGACUCUAUAACAGCGCAAGCCACCAGUGCUCCUGCUCCUGACCCCACCACUGUCCAACCUGCUACUACUGAGGAAGCUAAAACAACCGAACCUGCUACUACAAAUGCUCCCGCCACCACUCAAGCACCUGAUACAACCGAAGCACCUACCACUACUGAAGCGCCUGUUACUACUGAAGCGCCUGUUACUACCACUCAAGCACCUGCAACUACACAAGCUCCUGCUACCACUACCCAAGCACCUACUAGUGCCCCAGCAGCCACCACUACUACUAAAGCCGCCUCUUCUUCUAAGCCUGACUCUUCCUCAGAAGCAGACCAAACCGCUACUACCUCUAACAAACCAGGCAGCACUCCAGACCCUACUAGUGCUGGUACUGGCUCCAAGAGUAGUCCUACCCAAUCACAUCAAUCCAAAUCUUCCGGUGCACCCGAAUCUACCGCUUCCCCCGAUAGCUCAGACGACACUGGUAGCAAGACAGGCGUAAUUGCAGGCUCUGUGGUUGGUGGUGUUGUCGGACUUGCUUUAAUUGGCGGUAUCCUGACAUGGAUGAAUCGCCGUGGUGGAUGUACAAAGCGUACAAAGCGUAACAAGGAGGGAUUUACUCAAGAUGAUUACACCAUUGAUAUGAAUCAGAACGAUUUUAACCAUUCUCACGCAGCUGCCGCUGCAGUUGCUGCUGGAGCUGGAGCUGGCACAGCAGCCACAGUAGUUUCAACCGAACCACUUUCUCCUUUUGAUAACACUCGUCGUUACGCACCCACACCUGCUUAUGGUGAACAAUAUCCCGAUUACCAAGAAGGGUUUAGUCAAGGUGGGUAUAGUCAAGAAGGAUAUAGCCAAGAUGGAAAUUAUCAACAUCAAGCCCCAGUUGCCGACUAUCAACACCACGAUUAUGCUCACCAAGCAGAUUAUCAACACUCCCAACCUGAUUAUCAAAAUCAAGCACAACCUGAUUAUGGCUAUUAUGAUAAUAAUGCUUAUCAACCUGGAUAUGAUAACGCACGACAUGAGUAUUAUGAUACACCAAAGCAUUUUAAUGAGGCUACAUCUCCUACGAGUGCUGGAAACUUAAAUGAGAUGGCCUAUAUUUCUGAUAAACCUAAUGUUAAGGAUUACAGCAGUAAACCUAAUGAAUUGUAAAUCUCCUCGCUUUACUCCUUACUACAUCUAAUAAAAUCAAACCCAAAUAGACUUUCCUUUUA
Mucor mucedo is the source of this 1367-nucleotide messenger RNA. RefSeq lists its product as uncharacterized. The record is from RefSeq and is a predicted model, not a curated record. The transcript is spliced from 3 exons. Lineage: Eukaryota; Fungi; Mucoromycota; Mucoromycetes; Mucorales; Mucoraceae. The coding region runs from base 40 to 1305 and encodes 421 amino acids.